AUGAAAAAAAGUAAAAAGAAAAGCUCAUCGGCUCAUGCAGAUAAAGAUUACGGCUUAGCUGAGCCCUUGAUGGACACUAUAUCAGUGGAGGAACUAGAAACUAAAAAAAAUUGUUUUUUAAAUAAAUUAAAGACUGUUAACUUACAUCAGCUAAAUUUGGAUACACGAGAUCAAAAUGGAAAUUUAAAAUGGUUUCAAGAGCGGAAAAAACGUCGGACGGCUUCCAAAUUCGGUGAAAUUUGUAAAAUGAGGUCAACUACUAGCUGCAGACGACAAGUGCAUGCAAUUAUAUACAAUCCAUAA
Messenger RNA from Macrosiphum euphorbiae (potato aphid), 303 nucleotides. NCBI's taxonomy places the organism in Eukaryota, Metazoa, Arthropoda, Insecta, Hemiptera, Aphididae. The record is from the annotation of a GenBank genome assembly.